Molecule: messenger RNA, 12751 nt
Organism: Gigantopelta aegis
Lineage: Eukaryota; Metazoa; Mollusca; Gastropoda; Neomphalida; Peltospiridae
Product: serine-rich adhesin for platelets-like
Exons: 13
Coding region: 2-6835 (2277 amino acids)
Source: RefSeq, a predicted model, not a curated record
CAUGGAGAAGAAAGUAGAAGAGCUGACUCGUCAGUUAGCGGAGGAGAAACAGACGUCGCGACGCACGGUGGCCAAACUCCAGAGAGAGAUCGCGCGACUCAAGAGUGAACGCAACUAUGCACAGCGUGGCGAGUCUCGUGAGGGUCUGAUGAGAGAGCUGGAUCGUGAGAGGAUGUUGCGAGUCGACGCCGAGCACCGACUCCAUGACAUGCGCGUCGAGAGUGACUCGUGCAGGUCGCGACUCCAGGCCCUGCAGGACGAGUUCAGAAAAAUGGAGGAGAUGGUUCGCAGUAUGCUACAGUACAAGGUGAAGAUCGACCAGCUAAAACAGGAGAAGACAAAUCUUGCGGCCACGUUUGAGGUAAACCUACAGAAGUCUCAGUCACAGAUCAGUGAACUGGAACGGGAAAACAUGAUGUUACUGAACCAAGUGAAGAAGCUGGAAUCACAGAUGAAUGGGAAGGGAGACGACCAGGACAAGUCCAAGUUGUUGCUGCAGCGGUUGAAGAUGUUGGAGGCGGAGAACUCGUCGCUGGUUCUCGAGAACGAACAGCAGCGCCAGCAGUAUGAGAAGUGCCUCGACGAAAUCGCCAACCAGGUUGUGCAGGCUCUUCUCGCUCAGAAGACCCUGCGAGAAGAAUGCAUGAAGCUGCAGACUCGUGUACACGACCUCGAACACCAGAACCGACAGCUCAACUACAUGUUCCAGCAGCGGCUGCGGUACUCGAACGAACCGGCAGUGCAGUCUCAUGCUGUUUGUAAGGCACCAGCCAAGAUUUCAGCACCUGAGGUGAAGAGUACCGACCCUGAAACAGACCCUGCUCGAACCUCACCCCCGCCAGCACCUCCCUUACACCCCCUUAUACAGCAACAAAUUAUUCUACCUCAUCAAAAUCGCCAGUCCAGUAAACAAAGGGGAGCAACUCCUGUAUAUUUAGAGAACAGCACUGAGUCUAUACAGAGUAUGUGCAGUGACUACAUGUUUGACGACAGUCCCGGCAAGCCACAGAUGAGUUCUCCGCCGCCAUGGUUGAAGGAGAAACUCGACAAGCAGACAGACGACAGACGCUCGAGUCGAUCCUCCACCGAGAGUCCUUCCAGCAUCCCCUCCUCGGCCAGCCCUGUCAGAAGCUUGUCCUCAAGUAGUACCCCGACCACAACUGUACCCCCUCCCCAGGACAGACACAGGUCAAAGAGCAGCCCGGCCCUGCAGAUAAAAAUCGAAACAGAAUUCCCAGUGAACAAUUCCAGUCCAAAGAUUAAGCAUGUGAAUGUGUCUGACAGUGGUUGUAAGUCUUUGGACAGAAGUGAGCAGCAGACGGGGAGGAAAGUGAUGAAGAGUCCAUCUCGGUUGCAUAAAAAAGUUAAAACUAUUCCCAAGAGUCCAGUAAGUGGAUCUGGAUCUCCGGUGGUUCACAGCAAGAUUCCCACCUCGUCAAAGGGUACGCCGGUCCUCUCGGCCAAUCAGGUGCCUCAGCAGAGGACAUGUGACUCUCCAAAAUCGAAUCUGUCCAAUCAGAGAAGCAGCAGUGUUACACCUACAGGAAAGCCCAUGCCUUCAGCCAGUCACAUUCCUCCACAGAGGUCAUGUGACUCUCCAAAAUCAAAUGUGUCCAAUCAGAGAAGUGGUAACAACACAGGAGGUGUAGGAGUAGGAAGUCCUCGAGCAUCUUCCAGGGGGAUUCCCGUUCUCUCGGCGAAUGCGCUUCCCAGACAGAGAUCGUGCGAGUCUCCUAGGGAACCCGUCUGUAAUGGAGUCCGCCGCCGGUCUUGUGACACCACACCGGAAAACCGGAUCUCUGGUCCCAAACACAGCACCCCGUACGACGCAGCGAAACUGAGGCAGAGUCAUGGGGCAAGGGAAGGCUCUCCAAGACGGGACGGCACCCAUCCUGCGAGUCACGCGAAACAGAGCCCUCCGUUCCACAGUCAGUAUUACUACGACUACAGCGACGAAGACAGUGACUGCCGUCCCGUGAAUCCUGACUGCGACACGGAAUCAACGAUGUCGCUAAACGAACUCCUCGACAACAGCAUGGAUGGUGACCUUCAGCUAGAUGACGACUUCCUCUCCGAUUGGUCACCGAUCUGCCUCUCGCCGACCAACCAGAAUGCGGAGUAUCCUCUAAACAUGACCCCACAGGGUAUGUUCUUCAACAUGACCGGAGGAAAACCCGUCCCGAUAAUCCAGAGUAAGUCGGGUCCAUAUGCGACCAUCAUCGUUAAAGAAGGGAGAUCAUCGGUCGUCGACGAGGCUUACGGUCUCGCUGGGUGUCGUCCGCUGAGACCGGAUAAUUUAAUUCUCGCACCGAGAGACAAGCACUUCACGUCCUGUGGGUUUUCGUCCAGUUCUUCAAGUGCCGAAGAGGCCAAGUCGUUUUUGUCAUCGGCACAGACAGACAUUCUUGAAACCUGUGUGGAAAAUUCAAACGGCGAAGUAAACUCUGAGAAAAGUUGUGUCAAUUCAAAACUUUCGAAUUCGGAAAAAAGUGGGGAGAAUUCAAGAACUUUAAACUCUGAAAAAAGUUUGGGAAAUUCAAAAAUUUUAAAUGUUGAGAAAACAAGUGAAAAUUCGAAACCUUUAAACAGUGAAAAAAGCAUUGGAAAUUCAAUGGUUUUAAAUGGUGAAAAAAGCAUUGAAAACUCAAAGGUUUUAAUCAGUGAAAAAAGCAUUGAAAAUUCAACGAUGUUAAACAGUGAAACAGGCAUUGAAAAAUCAAGGGUUUUAAACAGUGAAAAAAGCAUUGAAAAUUCAGGUGUUUUAAACAGUAAAAAAAGUUGUGAAAAUUCAAAAAAGUUGGAAACACCUAUAAAUGACGAGAAUUCUUUAGCUGGUACAUUCAGUAUUGAUGCCAAUUCUCAGCAGUGCAGUGUUUCCCCCUCUGACCAUUCCCCGAAAGAAAAUCUCCCCAAAACAUCCACACCUAUUAGCGAACAUGAAAGUGAAAGUAAGACAAAAAUGGGUUUAUCCAAAAUACCGCUGAUGAGUCCAACGAGUCCUAAAAAGGCUCCUCCCCCAAUUCCGAAGAAACCAAAGUUUCAAAAGAACGUGCCCCAGCUGAAACUAGAAUCUCCAACAAACAAGAGAAACGUGCAGAGUCUUCAGUCGAAAAUCCCGCCCCCAGGAAUUAAAUCAUCCGGAAGCUCAUCGAAUCCUUCUUCUCCAGUCAGUAAAACAUCCUCUCCUGCCACCAGUCCCAAAUCAGCAUUAGCAGUUGGUGAAAAACAGUCUUGUUCUGUUGAUCGGGACCAAAGUGAAAGUGAAAGUAGUCGACAGAACGUGACAUGCGCCAUCAAGCUCGGUCCUUUAAAAGGGUCGGAGAAAGUCAAUGGGUUAGUCCUUGACAAACACGGCUUGCCUUAUUUGUGCGAAAACCUUACAGUGGAGAGGCAGAGGGAUCUGGCGGCGUUUCUCGUUCAGGACGUCAUCGAACGGGUGAAGAAUCAGGACGCGACCAUCUACCAACCGAAAUGUCAGCCGCUGGGUUCAGACACCGGCUUCGACAGUGUUCGCGUUGAGAGGUCCGGCAGCAAGGACGACGGCUAUUCGACGAUGUCCAGCGAUAUCCAACCAGAGGCUCUGAAGGAGUUUGCAGACCCUGUGUCCAAGGCUGAGGACGGCAUCAUCACUGAUUUGGAGAAACUGGCCGAAUCGGCGCUGAGUAAAGUGAAAGGACAGCUGCAAGACUUCUCCAGUGACCCCGACUCAGCGAUGGAGAAUUCCACGCACAGCUGUGAAAUGCGGACAUCCUCUCACAGCCUGUCUUCUCAGGUGUCUUCUUCCAGCGGAGAAGGAAUCUUAAGUCCUGGACACAAGGUUCAGAAUAUGAAGAAGUUCUUUGAAGAUGCUGCUAAGAACACGUCUCGUUCCGAACAACAGCAGCAAGGCGACCGGUCUCCGAUAGUCUCGCCACAGAGUCCGAUCACACACUGUCACAGCGAACUGGGGAAAAUCUCCAAAAUACCGAUCUUCCAACACGGCGUGCCACUUUCUACCACAGCAACCACUCAGGACAGUACAGAGUGUUCGAGAAUUCCAGCUUCAGAGAAACCUAUGCAAAACCGAACUAUACAACCUAGUGCCAAAGGAAGUGAUCCCAAAGGAGCUUCCUCCACUCAGGACAGAAAUAUUUUUCAAAGUGAUCCACAAGGAAAAGCCUCUACUCAGGUGAGAAACAUUUUUGACUUGAGGAAGGACAACUCCAGUUUAUCGGAGGGGAGCUGUAAUUCCAGUGAGGACGACAUCAGCCUCAACGACGGAUCUGUCCCUGCGACGGACAUCUUCUACCAGGACGUGUCUUCUUCAUCAUCUGGUUCAUCAUCAUCAUCAUCAUCAUCAUCAUCAAGGGAUGAUUCCGGUCUGGGCCACAUGAUGUCUCUUCACAUAAGCGAGGAGAAGAUCCUCGAAGACAUCCCUGAAGACGAUGAGUGGGAGAUCUUGCACAACAAGAAUGUCCAGGAACACUUCCACAACCAGUACGACCUGCACCACAACCCCACCGGCGUGCACUUCAUCGUCAAGGAUGGCGUCUCCAUGGAAACAGUUCGCCCUCUGUCGGCGGCAUCAUCAGCGUCAGCGUCGGUCAGUUCCAUCACUCUGACUCUCUCCUCUCCGACACCACCGGCCUCCGUCGUGCCUUCUAUGUGCCUUGUCAAGGCCAGGUCGGAGACGGAGUUGUCUUCCCUCCGUCACCCGCGAACUACCUCAAAAUACGAAGACUUCCUCGACGGUAACUGGGACAGCGGGAAGGUGCCCGAACGGUCGGCGUCCGUCUCCGAGAUGGAUGUCCGCGAGCCGGCCGAGACCGAUCUGUUGAGAGCCUUUCGACGCACAGUCGUCCGGAUAAGUGUCGACGAGGAUGCAGUCUUGUGCAGAGUGCAGAGUAUUAUCAACAGACUGUACACCUCACAGACAUGUUUGUCGACGGAUAAUGACACGAGUGGAGAAAUGAUUCCGUCGGUGGAUUUCCUCGACAAGUGGAAACAGAAAGACAAGGUUCCAUACAACCUCCCAAUGUGGAAUCCAAAGGAAACCAUGGAAAUGCUUCUUAAAAAUUCCACGCCGUCUCCGGUUUCUGUGACUAAAUUUAAUUCUGCGAAUGCCGAGGAUUGGUUGUUACAGUUUUCUAAGGAGGACAUCGACCGACACUUGAGCAAUACUCGGGCUACAGACCCCACUCUUCCGCACGACGGAAACGCCGAAAAUAUACCAAAGAGUCUAGCAAAUAAAUUCAAUGAAUGCGAAAUGGCAAGACAAGGUAACUGUUAUGAAUCUGUUUCGUCAAAUCGGGCGACGGGUGAUUCUGACACCAGUGGAUUCGGCAGUCAGCUGAAUGACGGUUGCUCAGAUCAGGGAAUGAACGUUCAGGGUGAGGCUGGGGAUGAGUUGGCUGCCGACAAAUGCUGUCAGUCGCCAAGCGAGCAACAAACGCGAUUCAACAGUCGAUUCUACAGCCUGUGUCCCGUCGGGCCCGACUCCAAGUCCAGCCUGUUUUCAAAUGGGAGUCGCGACUGUGACAUGAACAAACUGUUUCCUGUGGAUACAGCAGCAGUGGGAAACGUUAAGUGCCUCCACACUCCGUCAACAGAUUCCUUAGAGAUGAAUGAGUGCGGAGCGAUUCCUUCCAGAAAUUCCUUCGAGUCGAAAGAAUGCGGAACAGUUCCUUCCACGGAUUCCUUUGAGUCGAAAGAGUUUGAAACAAUUUCCCGUCAGAUUGCUGACCUCUCCAAAACUGUCACAGACCUACAUCACAGCCUCUCUAGCUUAAAUUCCGACGUCGGCUCCACAGAUGAUUUACACAAUUACCUGCCCUGUUCCUUGGCAACACACUCAAACAGCGUGUUAGACGGAUACCACUGGGAGGAGGACGAGAUUUUCAUGACUUCCUGCGGAGGGGAAGUAAUCAUCGGGAAUAGCGAGAUGCUCACGACCGGCUGUUCCGAUUGGCUGAACGAGUCGAUGGAAGAAAAUGGUGCUACGUGUUUCCUGGACUCCGGUUCAGGCGGAGAUAUUCACGAACAGUUCUAUGAGAUCCAGGUGAACGGGACGUCGUGCUCGAGCGGACACUUUUCUGGUGAAGUGAAUUCCUCCCUCGACAGAACGAGAACGGAUAUGGGCAGUGGUGGCUAUCGCUUGGUGGAAAAGAGGGCGUGCUUCUUCAGAGAAAAACGGGCCAGUUUGAAUGACGGUUGCCUGGAAGAUCCUGUGACACGUGCCAACAUGCUCGAUUCGAUGCUUGCAUCUGGCGGUGAGAGCAACGAUAGUCUGGCCAGCGAUAUUGGACUUGAUCACAUGAUGUGUCAGAGACUGACAGGCAGCUCCGGUAAACCAGAUGCCAUUCACAAUUCUACCUCAGGACAGCUUCCGUUGGAUUUUUCCAAAUUUUUUAUUCGUUACGGAGAACAGGAACAACAGGCAGUUGCAGCUUUUGAUUUCCUCGACGAAUUUUCCGCUUCCAAUUCUGAGUGUACAUCUCCGCAGCAGUUUGGACAUCUCGACAACAAGAAAGAGGCGGCAGAGGCCGAAUCGCCCCCAUCGACCGUCUGUCCGUCUGUGUGUGUUCUCGACUGUCGUAUUGAUGCGAGCGGACGGGUGAGAAAAAUCGACAAAAACCGGCGGAAAAAGCGUGCGGAUGAACGUAAGGAACAAAAACAGCGAGAGAACAACACAAAGAGUCACAUACCGAGAUACAGCUGUGACCAACGCAAUUCUUGUCACAACAUUUCGUCCGAUUCGGCAGAAUUUCUUCCAGGGGAGGGUCUUUCGUUGAGUGACUCAUGUCACGAAAGUUUUAGUUCGUCAAGUCCGACUUUCAACAGUGUGACUAUGCUUUAAACAAAAAUGGCUGGAUAUAGUUUCAUUGUUUAUAGUUGUGUUGUGCUUCUCACUGCAAUUUUUCAUUGAGUUUAAAAGGCAUUGCGAAAUGUUUCAUUGGAGAAGCCUAAAGUGUAUCUCGUUUAUUUAAAUAUCUCGUUUAUUUUCUCGAAUUUCUGUUCAGCUAACUCGGGGUCGAAAUUGGCUUACAUUUUUUGCCACAUGUUUAUGUCCGGCAAGCAACGAAGUCUACCGGCCCAAAUCAAAACUUGCAGGACCAAACACUAUUGACUUAAAAUAAUGUGUGAAAGAAUUUUGGGCAUUUUAAGCGACAUAUGUUGCCUGACCGGUUAAUUUCAAGCCCUGAAUAGACAUUGGACGUACAGUCUACAUCUUGAAUAGACAUUGGAUGCACACUAUAUGUACAUUGUGGAAAAAACAACAAAAAUAUUUAUACAUACCUGUAUUUAUUUCUUCGAUUUCUGUAUUGUAUUUAAAUAUCUUGUUUCUUACAUCGUAUAAUUUAUUGUAAUAUUGUACAAUGAAUUGAAAGACUAUAUACAGUUUUGAUCUGGUAUAAAUAUCAAUCAAUUGUGGACAAGGGUGCUAUAAUUUCAAUAUGGAUGCAGUCGUUCUAGAUUUUAAAUAUUUACUGUAUUUUACCUAAUAAGUGCUUCUUUAAAAAAAAGAAGAAAAACACAUUAAUUUUGUUAUAUAUUUUUUUAAUACAUGUAUCAGUGUGUACAUGUGUAUUUCCUUUCAAUUGAUUAUCAUCAGACAUUUAAACUCAGGACUGUUCCUAUAAAGAAUAACAUGUAUACAAAAUAAACUAGUUGGUUGUAAAGUGGAGGUGGGUGUAAUGUGGAGGUGGGUGUAAUAUGGAGGGGUGUAAGGCAACCCCUUUCAAUUUAGAAAAUGACUACGGCAAAAAACUUGCCGUGAAUUUUUGUUCUCGUAAUUUUAGAGAAAAUAGGGUAGUCCACUGUAAAAAAAAAACACCCUAAAAUUGCCAUAAGUCCCUGGUAAUCUGUAUAAGAUUGUCGAUUGCCGUGGACAGUUGCUGGGGUUGUGAGAUGAAUUGAAUCAGAUCUCCCCGUGAGAACAGUUGAGGGGAGUGAUUGAUUUGCCCCCUAACAUUGAUUAUAGGGAGUCAUUUAAGAUAGUACCUUUCUGAGCAUUGAUAUUUAAUCCUUUUACAAUAACGUUUUUAAGAUUCUCAUUCUAAGUAUCUAAGCAGGCCCGUAGGAGCCAGGGGUGGGGUGGGGUGGGUUGUGGUGGAGUGGGGUGUGGCUGUCCCUCUCCCCUCCCUAUAAAAAUAAAGGUAAAAAUAUGGCUUGUCUCUCCCCCCCCCCCCCCACACACACACACUAUAGAGACCACCACCCCACUUGACAAUGAAAAUUUAAAUGUUUUUGGUCCAACUUCAUAUAAAUAAAGUUUAAAAUAUGACUUGUACUCUAUUUUUGUGUGUCCAGCUUUAUACAAAUAAAGGUAAAAAUAUGGCUGGUCCCCCCCCCCCCCCCCCACACACACACACACCCCCACUAUAGGGGCUGUGGCUCCCUACUCAAGGAUGAAAAUGUUUGUUUUUUUGUGCAACUUUAUAUAAAUAAAGGUAAAAAUAUGACUUGUUCCCCUUUCACUAUAGAAGCUGUGACCCCUCACUAGAAGUUGUGCCUCCCCCACCUCACCCCACCCUACAAAAUAUUGUUAUGACUGGCCUGCUAAGGGGAGCUAAAAGUAACUCAUCUUGAACUAUAGUCCGUCCCAUCAUUCUAUUAAAAUAUUUUUUAUAAAUAAUUUCAGUUUUGUUUGACGCAAGAAGAAAAGUAAAGGUGUUUUGGAAAUAACAAAAAGGUACUAUUUUUGUGUCCAAUUUAGAAAACAACCAGCUCAAAAAUAAAUAACUUGUAAAUUCUGUAGCAUGAAAAAAGGCGUUUCCAUGGGACGGACUAUAGACUCAGGGGAGUGUUAGGGAGUGGAAACGAUGGCACCCCUUAACAGCGAGAUCUGUUCAUUCCAAGAUUACAGACAUCAUGUGGCCUUUUUUAGUUUUGCAGGUAUAUGAAAUAUGACUGGGCACUUUGUAUGUUUACAAAUAAGUGCAUUUAAUUGUGGCAGCUACUGUGUUAAUGCAAAAUAUUGCUCGGAAAUUACCCGAGUUAUAAGCAAUAAGUUAGCAGAAAUUUUAUUUCUGUGUCUUGUUUCCAGUAUGCAGAACAUAACUCAAUGAUAAAACCAACUACCAGACCAUAGAUGGUUUCUGGAAGUUGGUAAUUACAGUAUAUAACUCAACAAUAAAAUCAACUACCAGACCUUAGAUGGUUUCUAGAAGUUGGUAAUUACAGUUGGUGCCUCAACAAUAAAGUCAACUACCAGACCAUAUUUGGUAAUUACAGUUUGUGCCUCAACAAUAAAACCAACUGGCAGACCAUAGUUGGUGUCUGGAAGUUGGUAAUUACAGUUGGUGCCUUGACAAUAAAAUCAAUGACCAGACCAUACUUGUUGUUAAUUACAGUUUGUGCCUCGACAAUAAAAUCAACUAGCAAACCAUAGAUGGUUCUGGAAGUUGAGGACUUGAACUUAAUGACAGCACCACCGACAAUUUUCUUGUGAAUUGUUCCUGCGAAUAUAUUUCUCUUAUGGUAGUUGAUGUUAUUGCUGAUUAGCGUACUGUAACAUUAUUUUGUAUUUAUGAAACCUGGAGAAUGAAAACCCGCAUCUGUUACAAAGUCUCACACCUUUCGAAUAUUUCGGACUAUUUUGCCAAGUUAGUCAACAUAGGCUCUACUAAUUUGUAGUCUAUUUUAACAUCAUCAUGCACAAUAGGGAAGUUUUAUUUUAGUUCCAUUGUGUAAGUAGUUUUAUUGCUGAGACUGAGUAUUGCAGAGUAAAGUGUUUUAAAAAUGUCUAUGUUGGAAAUAGUUUUAUUAUUGAGAUAGUGUUUUUAACUACCCCAGCUGAACACAGCUGUAGAUGGUGAAUUAUUAUGUAAUAAAGACAAGACAAUGUAUAGUACAGGCCACAACAGAAAAGUCAACCAACCACCCACAGAAGGUUCUUUAAAAUGUUUUUAACUACCCCAGCUGAACACAGCUGUAGAUGGUGAAUUAUUAUAUAAUAAAGACAAUACAAUAUACAGUACAGGACACAACACAACAGAAAAGUUAACCAAUCACCCAUAGAUAGUUUCUUAAAAAUGUUUUUAACUACCCCAGCUGAACACAGCUGUAGAUGGUGAAUUAUUAUAUAAUAAAGACAAUACAAUAUACAGUACAGGACACAACACAACAGAAAAGUCAACCAACCACCCAUAGAUGGUUUCUUAAAGUGUUCUUCUUUUUUUAACUACUCCCAGUUGAACACGGCUGUAGAUGAUGGGUUCUUAUGUUGUUGACUAGCAAACCAUGGUCGGUUUCUGAAAGUGGACGUACCACCGGGUGAACAGACCAGCUGUAGAUGACACACGUGACACAUUAGCAGUUGCCACAGCUGAACACAUCUAACAACAUUUAGACUUUAUUCUGGUCAAACUCUCCACACUGGCAGUCAGUGAAACACAACUGGAUUCUUAUGUAAUAUAGACAAUACAAUGUACAGUGCAGGACACAACUAAAUAGUUGUUGUUUAUUUGGUAAAUACCACCAGAUGAACACACUAACUACAUGAAGUUCACUUUAUUUUGGUCAAACCCUCCACACAAGCAGUUAGUGAAACAGACCGGAGACCAUCUAGCUGACCACCUAUGUCUAGUUGACUUUAAGGUUGGUUUGUGUACUGUAUGUAUACAGUCAGUGAAACAGACUGGAGACCAUCUAGCUGACCACCUGUAUCUAGUUGACUUUAUUAUUUUUUGUGUACUGUAUGUAUACCGUCGGUGAAAACAGACUGGAAACCAACUAGCUGACCACCCAUGUGUAGUUGACUUUAUUGUUUGUUUGUGUACUGUAUGUAUACAGUCGGUGAAACCAGAUUGGAGACCAGCUAGCUGACCACCCAUGUCUAGUUGACUUUAUCGUUGGUUUGUGUACUGUAUGUAUACAGUCGGUGAAAACAGACUGGAGACCAACUAGCUGACCACCCAUGUCUAGUUGACUUUAUCGUUGGUUUGUGUACUGUAUGUAUACAGUCAGUGAAAACAGACUGGAGACCAACUAGCUGACCACCCAUGUCUAGUUGACUUUGUUGUUGGUUUAUAUACUCUACAUGCGUAUAAUUGCUGAUGUGUAUUUUUCCUUAUUAUUAUUAUUAUUAUUAUAUUUAUUUUUUUGUGUGUGGGUGGGGUCUGUUUUUGUUUUUUUAUAAACUAUAUAAGGGAGGAAACUCUUAUUAUUUUUCUGUGGUCUUUUUCCAAUCUUCAUUUUCGACAGUUCUGUAAUAAAAUAUUUGUUAUUUUCCUUCAAAGCAAUAAUGCUUGUCAAUAAUGCCAAUAAUUAUAUGCAGACAUGCAAACACUAUUUGUUUGUUUUGUUUUAAAAGAUGACAGUAUAUUUGUAAACCUUAUACUUUUAUACUUUAUAAGGUAUUGAUGUCUAUUUUUAGCGAUCCAUGGAUUUUUAUCUCAAAGACAUUUUUAAUUCUGUAAUUUUGACUACAUAUUCAGCAUGAUGGUUUUAUGACGUUUAUUUGGGACCAGGUUUUUUUUGUCCCCAUUUUGCUGCUAGAAUGUGUUUUUAUCUUAUGCUUGCAAAGCUUUACAACGAAACUAAGGACUGUUCCCAAGAUCAUAUCAGGGGUGGUGGCUGUCAAUCUCAGUACCCACUACCUAUGUAACAAAUGAAUAUUGACAUUAUUGAAUAUAAACAUAUCCCAGGCACGGUGGAAGCAAGUAGACAUUGUAAGUUCUGACGGAGAUCGCAGGUACAAAGCAGAGUGCACUGGCUGAAACAUGAAAGAGCGUAAUGGGCCCACCAAUAGGGAUCGAUCCAAGACCGACCGCGUAUCAAGCGAACGCUUUACCACUGGGUUACGUCCUGCCCCUACUGCAUAUGGAGUUCAUUAAAUACUUAACACUACAUACACGCAUGCCCUCCUCACCCUGUGGUGAUUUCCGGAACUGUCCUAAAGCAAUCUGACCAAUGACAUUUGUUAUCAAAGCUUGCACAUCUUUAUACAAAGAUCACUGGGACUUCAUCUUGUAUACAGAUUUGGUUUUGCCACUUUAAUUUUCAACAACAUAUAUGUGACUAGUUUCAAAAAUUGAUUGUCGUGUGCAGGUCCACAACAUCGAGCACUCAGGCCUGUAGGAACAAUAUUGGGGGUGGGGGGGGGGGGGGGGGCACAAUCUCAAGUAGAGGGGUCACAGCCUCUAGUGAGAGGGGCUGAACAAGCUAAAUCUUAAUCCCCUUCAUGCUAAGAAGCACAUACGGGUGGAACCAGAGAUCGCCACUGCUUCCUGUCCUUCUCCAGCAGCCCCCGGCUCAGACUGCCCUCUCGGAUUUCCUUCUCUACUGUCCUCCAUUUUUAUGUCGGUCUUCCUCGUUUCCUUUUUCCAGGAGGGUUCCAUCGGAGUACCGCUCUUGGUAGAGCUUUUUGAGGCAUUUUGGUCACACGGCCAAUCCAGCGCCAUCUUCGGCACUUGAUCUCCGAUACCAAUGAUUCUGUGGAGGGUUUUUUUAUGGAGUUCUUCAUUGGUUAUGAUGUUGGGCCAGAAGAUAUUCAGAAUCCUGCGAAAGCACCGAUUUUGAAAGACCUCCAACUUCUGACCGAUCGUCUUGGUCAUUUUCCAGGAUUAUGCUCCAUACAGUAGAGUGUUUUUAAAAAGGCGUACCUUUGUCUUCAAACUAAUCUUCCUUGCUUUCCAAAUGUUUCAGAGUGAUGCAAAUGUCUGGCUUGCCUUGGAGAUUCUUGAGUUAAGCUAUAUAUUUGCCUUUAUUUAUAUAGAGUGACAAACAACAUACUUUUUGUCCUUCAGUUUGGGGGGGGGGGGGGGGGGGG